Aureobasidium pullulans EXF-150 is the source of this 954-nucleotide messenger RNA. RefSeq lists its product as uncharacterized. The coding region runs from base 40 to 867 and encodes 275 amino acids. NCBI's taxonomy places the organism in Eukaryota, Fungi, Ascomycota, Dothideomycetes, Dothideales, Saccotheciaceae. The record is from RefSeq and is a predicted model, not a curated record. Gene Ontology annotation, cellular component: prospore membrane; lipid droplet; ascospore wall. The transcript has 2 exons.
CACUUGAACAGCAAUAUUUUCUAGCAAGAAACACCAACCAUGGCCAAUACAACGGAUACUCCAUUCCGCCGCUGGGCGAGAGCGAACUUUACAACCAGCUUCCUCUAUCCUUUGACGGGAGUUUUGUUCUUCGUGAAACACAGAUAUAUGUGGCCCCUUCUUAGAGCAAGAAUGCUACCUCUGGUCGUCAUGUCAAUCUUCAUCCUGAUCAUCUUGUUCUUGACAGCCUAUCUGCCUCAAGUCGCCCUUCUCAAGCUUUUCCACAAGGGUGGCUCGGCCUGGGUCAACGGUACUUUCCUGGUUCUUACAGAAGGCAACCUCAUCAUCGCCCUUCUCUUCGAAGCUUUCCUCGUAGACAAAACUCAAGUCGAUGUCUUCGAUGCUGUCAUGGUUGCCAGAGGCCAUGCAGAACUCAUCAAGGUCAAGCGACCCGUUGACACCGAGGAGCCCGAAACACCACUCAAAGCCUUGGGACCUCGCGAAAAGGGCGCUGUAUUCGCACCUUUCUCUUUUCGCCAACUUUUCGAACUCGUGGUGCUCUUGCCGCUCAACUUCAUUCCUUUCGUCGGCGUACCGCUGUUUUUGAUCCUCACUGGAUACCGUGCUGGUCCUUUGCUUCAGCGCCGUUACCACAAUCUCAAGGGUUUGAACAAGGAGCAGCGCAAGACUUUCAUUCGCAACAAGUCGAUGAGAUAUGAGUACAUGUGGUUCGGCACCGUGGCUUUGAUCUUGCAACUCAUCCCUGUGUUGAGCAUGUUCUUUUUGAUUACUACUGCUGCGGGAAGUGCUCUGUGGGCCGCGGAUAUGGAAGACAAGAAGCGCAGACAAGAGAACGCUAUCGAUGACGAAUACACCGAUGAGCCUUGAUUCAAAGUCGAUGCUUGUCUAGUAUGUAUUAUCAUCUCUGUUCGAAACUGUAUUUACUCUCUCUUCAAGCCAUUCUCUUCUGGCUUG